Molecule: messenger RNA, 570 nt
Organism: Fusarium graminearum PH-1
Lineage: Eukaryota; Fungi; Ascomycota; Sordariomycetes; Hypocreales; Nectriaceae
Exons: 3
Coding region: 1-570 (189 amino acids)
Source: RefSeq, a predicted model, not a curated record
AUGGUCCAGCCAUGUACCGGCGUCGUCUCUCCUUUUUCUUGGUCUGUCUUUUUUUGCUUUGGUGGCUCGCUAUUCUUUUGCCACCCCCCCGAGACGCCCCCCACCCCUGAAGGUGGAACCCCUUGGGGAAAUUUCAUAGCAAUUUUGAUGAGGUCGAUACUCACUCAGUCCGGACGGCACAUGCAGCGAGAGAAAGAGGGCACCCCCCUUGCCCUUGCCUGGCCCUGCAAGCCUUGCAUUGCCUUGCCGUUGAUUCUCGUUGAGGUUUUGCCAAAGAAAAGACUAGACACCAAAGCUAGUCAACCCAACCCAAGCAACCUUUUGGCCUUGCCUCAUUCAUCAGGUUACCUUGACCUUUUCCAACCAAGCUUCGAAGCUAGCCAAAUCUAUCUAUCCCAGCAAAGAACAACACAGAACAACAGACAGAACAAGUCCCACACCCUCGUAAUAAUCGAGCCCCGUUUGUUUGACCCACACUUCAUUCGACCAUCCGACCGGCGCCACCCUGCUACCUUACUCUACCUACUACUCUACAGCGUACCUGUGCCUUGUGCCUUGUGCCUGAAUUGA